Molecule: messenger RNA, 4320 nt
Organism: Panthera uncia (snow leopard)
Lineage: Eukaryota; Metazoa; Chordata; Mammalia; Carnivora; Felidae
Gene: AMER2
Product: APC membrane recruitment protein 2
Exons: 2
Coding region: 1-1506 (501 amino acids)
Biological process (GO): regulation of canonical Wnt signaling pathway
Cellular component (GO): plasma membrane
Molecular function (GO): beta-catenin binding; phosphatidylinositol-4,5-bisphosphate binding
Source: RefSeq, a predicted model, not a curated record
AUGGCGACGAGCGGGCGCGGCGGCGGCGGCGGCGGCGGCGGCGGCGGCGGCGGCGACCGCGCGUCCGCGGGGGGCUGCAGGAGGAAGGCGGCGGCCGCGGCCGGGACCCUCGCGGCAGACAUGGACUCGCACUGCGACUGUGCCGCCGAGACGCCGGCCGCCGAGCAGCCGUCGGGGAGGAUCAACAAGGCCGCGUUCAAGUUGUUCAGGAAGAGGAAAUCGGGCGGCGCGAUGCCCAGCAUUUUCGGGGUCAAAAACAAAGGGGACGCGAAAGGCUCGGGUCCGACGGGGAUGGCGAGGAGCCGGACCCACGACGGCCUGGCCGAGGGCGCCCGGGGAGAGGACGCCGCGGGGCACCGGCGCGCCGAGGAGCCCCGGGCACCCCCGGAGCCGGGCGCGGGGGAGGAGGCGCACCCGGCCGAGGAAGCCUGCAGGACAGGUGACGCUCCGGCACCGCCCGUCCCCCUGCUCGACGCGGAGUGCGGCGGCCGGGCGGCGGCCGCCCCCGACCCUUCCUCUGUCGAUCCGCCCUCAGACCCGUCGGCCGAUCGUAUUUGUUUGAUGUUUUCUGACGUGACUUCACUGAAAAGCUUUGACUCUCUUACAGGCUGCGGAGAUAUUAUUGCAGACCCGGAGGACGAGGCGGGUCCCAGCUGCGACAAGCAUGCCCCCGGGCCUGGCAAGCCAGCCCUGUCUAAAAAGAACCCCGGCGUGGUGGCCUACCAGGGCGGAGGGGAGGAGAUGGCGAGCCCGGACGAGCUGGACGACACCUAUCUCCAGGAGUUCUGGGACAUGCUGUCGCAGACCGAGGACCAGGCCCGAGGGCCCCAGGAGGCAGCGGCCACGGCGGCGGCGGCGGCGGCGGCGGCGGCCCUGGACGCCCAGGUGGGGCCGGAGACCCCCAAAGACGCCAGGUGCGCAGAAGGGGCCAAGGACGUGCCGUUGGGCAAGCACCGGAGGCUCAACCGGGUUCCCAUGGAGCUCCAUCCCAAGGAGGAGCCCAAACCCCCGGAGAAGGAGCAGCAGGAGGGCGUCCCCAACAGCGACGAGGGCUACUGGGAUUCCACCACUCCGGGCCCGGAGGAGGACAGCGCCGGCGGCGGCGGCGGCGGCGGCGGCAGGAAGGCGGCCCUCCCCCGGGAUAGCUACAGCGGGGACGCGCUCUACGACCUCUACUCCGAUCCGGAUGCGGGCCCGGCCGUCGUCCCCGCCAGCGAGGAGACGGCCUGCUUGUCCCGGUUAAAGCCCGUGUCCCCGGUCACCAUCACCUGCCCGCUGCGCACACCAGGCAGCCUGCUGAAGGACUCUAAAAUCCCCAUCAGCAUCAAGCACCUCGCGAACCUCCCGUCCAGCCAUCCCGUAGCGCACCAGCAACCGGUCAGGAGUGAGAUGCCCAGAACAAAAAUCCCGGUUUCCAAAGUGCUGGUCCGCAGGGUCAGCAACAGGGGCUUGGCUGGGACCACCAUCCGGGCAGCGGCGUGCCACGACACUGCCAAAAAGUUGUGAGGUCUCCGAGGCCGACGUGCGUCGACCACACGUCAAGGAAUACAACUUUCCCUGGGAACCACUGAAAUAAGUUUUGCUUCCCCCUAAACGGAGGCUCUUGGGACCGUCCCUGCUCCAGAGCCUAGACCCAGGAGGUCCCUGUGCGGCCAGCAGGGGCAGCAGGAUACAGCGUGGAGGGGGUGCUACACAUGGGAUUCUCCUCUCAAGAUAAGUUUCCUGAGAAUUAUUUUCAAGCACUUUUAAUUUUUUUACCUUUAAAAAAAAAAAUCUUUGGUUUUCCUUUUUUUGCUUUGAUGCGCGCAACACUUGGAAGUCACCUUUACUUGCCUUUGCAGAAAACAGGACUUACCCAAACAAACCCAAGUAAGCGUCAUGCCGUGAUACUUGGCUGUGCCAGGCAGGGUGCAAAGAGGGCCUGGAGGAACCACUGCCAACCCCAGAGGAGCCCCUCCUCUCCCAAGACACCUUCCUUCCUUCCUUCCUUCUUUUCCUUUUUCUUUCCAGGAAAAAAAAAGAGAGAGAGAGAGGGAGGGAGAGAUAGAAAGAAAGAAAGAAAGAAAGAAAGAAAGAAAGAAAGAAAAGAAAAGACCCUUUGCUGUACCACUGUGUGGGAAACACCCCCAAAGCUGAAAGAGUCUGGUCUUCACCUGAUGAGCAGAGGGGAUCAGUGAUUGGCAGAAAAUUUGCCUACUUUCAGUUGCUGGGUAUGCAAAUAGGUCACUAUCUACCACCAGGACCAUAAAGGAGCAGUUUGGUUUGCUUGGUCUAGAUCAUUUGUUUGGAGAGAAGUAAAAAGCUCAACAGAGCAGGAUUUCUUUCUUUCUUUCUUUCUUUCUUUCUCCUUUUUCUUUCCCACCCAGUGAAGAAAUUAGGAUCAGGGAAAGAUUUCUCUAAAAUGCCAAGAGACACAGUAUUUUAGCAUUUAUAAACUGUAACCUUUUCAUGUGUACAUAAUGCAUAUUUUACAGUUUAUCCAGCUGUUAACAUUUUAUAAUCUAUCAGUAACCUCGAAUUUAAAAUCUGGUUUUAUAACUAGUUAUGAUAACUGUCCCUGAACUAUUGAUGUUCUUUUAUGUACUGUAACCUAAAGCAAUUCUGUUUUUGUUUUAUAUGGGUUCUCUGGCUCUCAAUGCAGGGGUAAAAAAAAAAAAAAAAGAAAAAAGAAAAAAAGAAAAGUCUAUUGUGUUGACCUCCCAGAGGAAUGGUUCUGUCUUGUCUUGGGUAAGAGACUAUUUAUCAGAGAUUUUUACCUUGGUUAUAAAAAUUUUGGAUUCCACCACCCUACAAUAUAGGGAGUCCCAAAUGAGGAACAUAUAAAGAAAAAACAAGAGAAAAACACAGUUUUUCAUGUUAGUUGACUUUUGCUUUAUGGACUUGUGAUUGGGACAGGUAUGUUGAGAAUAUGACACUGGCAAGCAUAUGUAUCAUAAACAUUCUAUGCCAAGAUUUUUUUUUUUUUUUGAAAAGUGGCUUCCUUAUAUGUAUGUUUCCUAUUAUUUUAGAUGAAACAUUUAUUUCAGAACAGGUUACCAUAUGCCUGGAUACUUUGAGUGAUUAACUGAAGCAGCUCCUAGAACGCUAUUAGCCUCUAAUGAUUAUGUAAUAUCCUCUCUGAAAUGCUCUUCAGUGUGUGUAAUCAAAAGACCAGAGCUCCUACUAGGAGUUGAUUCAUGGUGUCGGGACGACUAGAUAUUCUCAAGCAAAACUACAUGCAUGUGAAUGGCAUAAUAUUCAUACACUAUAUGAGCUACAUAGCUCCCAUCUUCCAGAGAGAUUGCCUAAGUAAUGAACUGAUGGUACAUGUUUUUAAAGCUUGUGUUCUGUGUCAUAAAAGAAAGAAAGAGGCAAGCUAAGUAUACGGAAACCUAUUUCAACAGUACGAAAGGAAUGAAAUAAACAGACAUCAAAGGAAAACAAGUUUGAGCCAGUAGCAUAAAGCAGAUCGUUCCCAUUUUAAAUUUGCAGUGAUCCAAUUAGAAGAGGUGGUAGAGAUUUGUUGAAUUUCUUUAUUAGUCAGAUUACUGGCUUUUAUUGCAUUGUGUCACAUCCUUAAUGUCAUUUCAAAGUACUGUUUUAAUAUUUAAUUUCCUUCUAUAGAUGAGGUCCUAUAAUCAGACAUAGCCUUAAGCACUCUGAACCCACCACCAGGAAUUCAUAAAGCCACUCGCACGCACACGUGCUGAUGCACUCAACUGUGCACAAACUAACACACAAAGGCAUCUACUGCACACUUGGAAAUAUUUUACACAUUCUGUCUUGAGAAACGGAUUUAAAUUUGAUUUCACCCCGAUAGUGCUAGUUAGACUCCAGCUGCAUUCAUUUCCCCCCCCCAGCGAAUGUAAAGAACGUAAAUUUCAUUCCUAGCUGUAAAACAAAGGAUCUUGAUUUUCUUCUCGUGCAUUUGCUUGUGAGGGUUGUAGUCUCCUCUGUGUGAAUCCAUGACAAAAGUUCUGUUUGCUCAUUUGUUCAACUGUACAGGAAAGUUAAGUGUACCUGAAGUACUGAUGAGAAUAUUGUAACAGUAAAGGCAAUCUAUUGAUAAAUCUCUUUUAUAAGCACUGGGACAAACUAUUUUUGCUUUCACAGUUCUGGGACUCCUUUCUCCGAUUCCACCGCGAGGCUGUGUCUUCUUUUAUAAGUAAAGGAAAGUGUCAGCAAAGUUUACCUUCAUUUUCUCUUGCCUGGCAAUUAACCAGUUAUGCAAGAUGUAAAAUAUUUUCUCUUUUUUCUCUUUUUUUUCCCGUAUGUUUUCCAUUAAAAAAAACCCCAAAACCUCUAUAUCUUUAAGAAUUCCACCCACGCUAGUCAAAAUGA